UCUCCAAAUAUCUCGAAAUAUCUUCCAAAUUUCUCCAUCAAUGAGGAUCAGGAAAUACUGGAAUCCUCCUCCUCCUUAUCUUUCGUCACCCUCACUACCGCUACCACCGCCGGAUCUAGUCUCAUCAACUUCUCAACCACCACGGCCGCCUCAGUGGCCGAGAACCCACAGAUCACGAAACAUGCACCAGAAAAGAAGAAUCAACGUUUCCAUUUGCGCUAAUCAGGUGCAUAUAACUGGAAAAGAAAAUUAGUUUUCUAUUCUUUGUCCUGCUUGCCUUUGAAGCUUUUUUGUUCUUCUUCAAGAUUAGUAGCUGACACAGUAGGUGGUUUUCGAUGCUGUAAAUUAGAAACCAAGCACCGGCGUCGGAGGAGGACGGAGUACUAACAAGGAGAAAAGCUCCAAAGAAAUUAUUGAGGGGUUAAUUUCUUUCGUUAUUCUUUAACAUCAACACCAUAUUUACAGUUUAAUCUUGUCCUUUAUGAAUUUUCUUGUGCUAUUGUGUAGUGUAAAUGAUGGCAAAUGUAGCAACUCCAUUAGUGCAGAAACAUCAGCUGCAAGCUCGGUUUCUUCAUCCUUAUCUCGCCAUGGAUGGUGGUAUGAGGAAGAGAAAAUGUUUCCAUUGAAGAAAAGAAGGAUUAGCUUGGAAAGAUUCACAGCACAAGAGUGUGAGAACAAAAACGAGGAGAUCAAGGAGGUGACCAGUACCAGUAGCUGGAGGUGCAGUAGGGCAAAUGGGGUGGGAUGGAGAUGCAGCAAUCAGAGACGUGAAGGCUAUGCCUUGUGUGAGCAUCACAUCAAUCACUCGAGGAUGAGAGAUCGGAAACGACGUCGGAAUCCUUCAUCAAAUGCAUCCAGAAGGUGUUGGGGAUCGAAGCAGCAGCAGCAGAGUGGUGGAAAAGAUUAUGAGGUUGGCAAGAAGAGAGGGAGAAGGAUGUUGAUGAUAAGCACUAUACUUGACCGCACAGUGCCUUUGCUUGCUACUACCUAGAGAUCGAGCAGAGACACCGGAACAUCUCCAUGUACAUAUGCCUCCUCUUUUCUUUUCUUUCCUUUUCUGUUUUUCUGUUAUUUUCUUGGAUUAACACAGAAGUUUUUUA
Molecule: messenger RNA, 1100 nt
Organism: Manihot esculenta (cassava)
Lineage: Eukaryota; Viridiplantae; Streptophyta; Magnoliopsida; Malpighiales; Euphorbiaceae
Exons: 2
Coding region: 482-991 (169 amino acids)
Source: RefSeq, a predicted model, not a curated record